Sporothrix brasiliensis 5110 is the source of this 1824-nucleotide messenger RNA. RefSeq names its product set and mynd domain protein. The record is from RefSeq and is a predicted model, not a curated record. NCBI's taxonomy places the organism in Eukaryota, Fungi, Ascomycota, Sordariomycetes, Ophiostomatales, Ophiostomataceae. The transcript has a single exon. Gene Ontology annotation, molecular function: protein binding. Bases 1 to 1824 code for a protein of 607 amino acids. Gene Ontology annotation, cellular component: nucleus.
AUGGCCACCAUCCCCGCAGGUCUCGAGAUCCGCGGCGACCGCUCUCCUCCGGGCGUGACACCCGCAAGACGUGGUCGCGGCCUCUUUGCAACGCGCAGCUAUGCACCUGGUGAGGAGAUUGCCGUCUUUGGCAAGCCACUGAUUGUGCUGCCGUCCGGUCCCGAUGCCACCAAGACCUGCAACAACUGUCUGGAUGCCCGCCGCGCGGGUUCGAUCAAGAAGUGCCAGGGGUGUCAGGCCGUUGUCUACUGCGGCAAAGAGUGCCAGCGGGCGCACUGGAAGCGUUUCCACAAGUUCGAGUGCAAGCCGCUCAAGAACGCCUUUGAGAGCGCUGCCCGGCAGGCGGCGGCCACACCCGGCGGCUAUGUGCAGCCGCUGCCGGCGCCCGUGCGUGCGUUGAUGCUGGUGAUCCUGCAGUGGAAGGAUUCGGCCGACAUCCGCGCGACGGUCGAGGCCCUCGAGGGCAACGUGCCGGCCUUUAUCAGCAACCGCGACGUGUGGGACGACUUCAAGCUGCAAGCGGCCGGAGCCUGUCAGUUUACUGGCUGGCUCGGCGAGGACCAGAUCCGCACGGCGGUCGAGAUCCUGUGUCGCAUCCACACCAACACGUUUGACCGCCGUGACCACAACCUGACGCAGUCGGGCCUCUUUCUGGACGCGACCUUGGCCAUGGCUAACCACUCGUGCCUGCCCAACGCCGUUGUGGGUUUCUUUGGGCCCAAGACCUGGCUGCGUGCUACGGAGCCGAUCAAGGCCGGCGACGAGAUUACCGUCUCGUACAUUGACUAUACCAAGCCGCGUGCGGCUCGCCAGCGCGGGCUUGCCCAUUACAACUUUACGUGCACGUGCCGCCGCUGCACCGAGAACCUGGACGUCUACCAGGUGUGCCAGCAGUCGCCCGUGCUGUCGCUAAACAACCGGUUCACGGUCGUGCCGCGUCUGGAUCUGCUGCGCAACCCACCUAUCCUGCGCGAGGCCGAGGGACACCUCAUCACGCCUGAGCAGAUCGAGGCCAUGUAUGCCGAAAGCGGCGUCGAGGCCAUUGACGAGUCGGACGAUUCCUACACCCAGGCGGACCCCUACUUUGGUAAGCGCCUGCCGCAGAUGCGUCGCCUCUACCGGAUCUGCAAGCCGCUCAUCGAUGCCAAGCGCUGGGCCGACGAGCCCGUCGCCCACUUGAUGCACCUGGCCUUUAUGCACUUUUUGGAGGUGCGCAACUUCUGCCACGCGCUGGCCUUUUUGGUCUUCAUCUGCCAGCACAUCGACCCGUACCGCUACCCGGCGCCUUUUGACAUGCGCCGCGUCCGCAACCUCAACAGCGUCGCCACCAUGCUCCCGCAGGUGUUGAAAGUCGUGUUUUCGGACGGGAACGGCCUCGACCGCUGGGGCAGGUCCGACCCCGCGCUCAACGUCUCGCCGAUCCUGCGCGACAAGCUCAACGACCUCGUCGACGGCGCCACCACCGAGGCCGUUUUGCGCAUCGUCCUCGAACAGGGGCCCAAGGGCCACUCGAACCAGUGGCCGCCCCUGGACGACGCGCGCCACUUCUUGCGCCAGGUCGAGACCAUGGGCAACCGCGAGCUCAUGGGCGGCAUGGUCAAGGCCCAGCAGACAGCCGCUGGCGCUCCGCCCGCCAUUAGCAUGAACAUGCCCUCGAACUUCCGGCCGGACCCUGGCGCAACCACACAGGCGGUCCAGCGCUGGUUUGCCGACCCCAUGUCCCCCUAUGGUGUGCGCUACUUUGACGAGCGUGUUCUCAAGAGACUGAACGCUGUGUCUGCCGUAGCCAUUGAGUUGCUGGAAAGCGUGUUGUCUUCUCGAUAG